GGCGACAUGUAUCCUCCGCCCGAGUGGGCUCUGGCGGGAUAACGGAAAGCCCGUCUUGUUUCUCACUUCUUGCUUCUUGUUGUCUCUCAUCUGCUGUUCAACGUGCUGUUUGCACAGAUCUGGUUUCCGCCUACAUAAGAAUCUUGGUCCCCAUUGUCUGUUGCCUCUGGAUGGUCUCCUCUCUGAGACUCAAAGCAGAAAUUCUGAAGACCAAACUUCGCCCUUACAUUCACGCGCUCAAUCAUGGACAAGUCUCAUCCCACCCAAGCUCCUUUGGGAGAUACGGGGUUCACCCUCGACGCACCAGCAAGCCCGAUACCCUACUUCUUUGCAACGUUGCUGGCGGCCUUCUUCAUCUACUCUAUGCAGGGUCCCAAGAUCAACCUCCCAUCAACCAACCAGAAGAAAUUUUUCGAGCUCACCAAUAGCCGGCCAAAGAAGUACUACCUCGCCAACGCGAGAAGUAUCAUGGGCCAGUGGUUCAGCGCAAACCCGAACAAGCCCAUGAAGAUGGUCAGCGAUAUGGACGAGUCGAUUGUGCUGCCGCCAAGCAUGGCCAACGAGAUUCGCAGCCACAACCACCUAAGCUUCACCGAGUUUUCGCAAGCGUUCUUCCAGGCAAAGUAUCCUGGCUUCGAGGCGUUUACCGUUGGCAACCACGGCAGCCCCCUUUUAACCGUCAUCAACAAGGACUUGACGAAGCAGCUCGCCAAGGUCACUGAGCCUCUAGCCGGCGAAACUUCCCUGGCCCUCAAGCACAUCUUCACAGAAAACAAGUAUUGGCACGCCAUCCACAUGCGGCCCACCGUCCUUCAACUCAUCGCCCGUGUAUCCUCCCGCGUCUUCCUCGGUACAGAGCUCUGCCGCAACGAAGCUUGGCUCGAUAUCACCAAGAACUACACCCUCGACGGCUUCACGGCCGCAGACCGACUCCGCGAAUACCCCCUGUUCCUUCGAGCAUUCGUCCACUGGUUCCUGCCCGUCUGCCAGUCUGCGCGCAGGCGGGUCCGGGAUGCCGCCACCAUCAUCCAGCCCAUCAUCGACAAGCGUAACGCCUUAAAGGCUCAGGCUGUUGCCGAUGGCAGACCCGAGCCCGAGUACCUGGACGCAAUUGAUUGGUUCGAGAAGGCCUCCAAGGCCAAGGGGGUUACGCUCGACCCGUCUCUAUGCCAGCUUUUCCUAUCAACGGUUGCUAUACACACCACCACGGAUCUUCUGGGCCAGGUGCUGGUCGACCUGGCGAAGAAUCCAGACGUCAUCAAGGACCUCCAGAAGGAGGUGAUCACAACUCUGAACGAGAGUGGCUGGAAGAAAAACUCGCUGUACAACAUGAAGCUUAUGGACAGCGUCAUCAAGGAGAGCCAGCGCCUGAAACCUCUGCAGCUUGCAAGCAUGCAGCGAAUCGCCACGGCGGACGUAACGUUAUCCGACGGAACGUUCAUCCCCAAGGGAGCUUGCGUGGGCGUCUCUUCUCACGCCCUCUGGGACCCGGAAGUGUACCCGGAGCCGGAGAAGUGGGACGGCUAUCGGUUCUACCGCCUGCGAGAGGAGCCCGGCAAGGAGAACUUCGCGCAGCUGGUCAGCACUGCCCCGGAGCACCUCGGCUUCGGUCACGGCAAGCACGCCUGCCCCGGACGCUUCUUUGCCGCGAACGAGAUCAAGAUCGUCCUCGCACACAUCCUGCUGCAGUACGAGUGGAGACUGCCGGUUGGCGCCAAGGCUGAAGUUUUUGAGUAUGGCAACAGUCCUAUCAUGAACCCGCAGUUGGAGAUCGAGAUCCGGAGACGGGCUGAUGAGGUCGAUUUGGAGAAGUUCCGAGAACAGCUUGUGUGAUUACUUGUAGCAUGGUAGGGAGAGUGUGAUCAACCUCAUCAAUCAAGGCUGGUGAUACAACGAGCAUUUGGGAGCAUGGGCAGUGGGAAACUUUAGACGGUUUUUUGACUCGGAGCCUUUACCCCUUGGUUUGAAUAGAUAUGCCUAUUCCUUGGGGGACUUUCAUCCACAUCCGGACCUCAUGUGUGACUAUAGUCCAGUCUAUUGGCUAUCUUCAUAAACAUUUUCAAGUACGAUGUCGUCAUCCUCGACGCCGAACAACGC
Colletotrichum destructivum is the source of this 2097-nucleotide messenger RNA. Its product is annotated as Putative cytochrome P450. The transcript is spliced from 5 exons. Lineage: Eukaryota; Fungi; Ascomycota; Sordariomycetes; Glomerellales; Glomerellaceae. The record is from RefSeq and is a predicted model, not a curated record. Bases 244 to 1833 code for a protein of 529 amino acids. Gene Ontology annotation, molecular function: iron ion binding; heme binding; monooxygenase activity.